AUGGUGAACUGUGGGAAGCAGAAACCUGAGGUGGAGGAGUGCUUUGCUGUAGCUUUGAAAGUCAGUUUAAUAUCCCUGAAGUAUUCUGUAACUUCUCUCAAGACCAUCCCAGAAUUAUGUAGAAGGUGUGAUUCACAAAAUGAAGACAGAUCAGUUUCCAGCAGCAGCUGGAACUGUGGAGUCUCAAGUCUUAUCGGAAAUGCACAAAAACCAACAGGAAUUGCAGAUGCGUGCAAUAAAUUCAGACCAGUGAAGAGGGUUUCCCCAUUAAAGCACCAGCCAGAAAGCUCUGAGAACAAUGAAAGUGAUGACCAGAAGAACCAGAAGGGAGAAUACCAGAAAGGCAGUGAUUCUCAAUCUGCACCUCCAAAUGAUGACCAGAGCCCAGGAGAAGAAGAGAGCCUUAAAAGUAAAAACAUCGAACCCACUGUUCUGCUUGGGGAGCUGGAGCACUAUGACCUGGAUAUGGAUGAAAUUUUGGAUGUGCCUUACAUCAAAUCAAGCCAGCAGCUUGUUCCUUUUACAAAGGUAGCUCCUGAGAAAAAACUUUUGGGUGUAUGUUCAACAGUGAAUGGUCUUAGUGGCAAGACCUGCUCUGCAGGGAAUGCAGAGAGCUCGCCUGCUGGCGGGACGCAGUUCUGUGUGCUGUCUCCUGUGAAAGGCUCUCAGCUGAGAAAAACACAGCCCAUUGUCUUUGAUCAGCACAAGCAUUUAACAGAAGAAUUAGAGCUUUCCCAGCCUUUAGUUAAGUGUAGCUCAGUCCAUGAAUCUGAAGCCCAGGGCAAGGGCUUCCUCAGCAGGACAUUUGUUGAUCCUCACGCUCACAAAACUGAGAAGACUAUGCCAAACUGCCACCUGAGGACUUUCCACCUGCAGACAGCGGUGGCAGAAAGCAAGCAGCUAGAGGAAUUGAGUAUGAACUGGAGCAGUGCAGAGGGCCCCGAAGAGAGGAGCGAAGAGGUGAAAAAAAUUAAGAGCAUCUUAAACAUUGUAAAGGAAGGCCAAAUAUCUUUACUGCCACAUUUAGCAGCAGAUAAUCUGGAUAAGAUCCAUGAUGAAUGUGACAACAAUCUGUUGCAUGUAGCAGCAUCAAAGGGACAUGCAGAAUGUCUGCAGCAUCUCACUUCUUUGAUGGGUGAAGACUGUUUGAAUGAACGAAACAUUGAGCAGCUAACUCCAGCUGGAUUAGCAAUAAAGAAUGGUCAGCUGGAGUGCGUUCGGUGGAUGGUGAGUGAAACAGAAGCUAUUGCAGAAUUAAGUUGCUCAAAAGACCACCCAAGCCUUAUUCAUUAUGCAGGUUGCUAUGGCCAGGAGAAAAUCCUUCUGUGGCUUCUUCAGUUUAUGCAAGAACAAGGGAUUUCACUGGAUGAAGUUGACCAGGAUGGAAAUACUGCUGUCCACAUAGCUGCUCAACAUGGCUACCUAGGAUGCAUACAG
Tauraco erythrolophus (red-crested turaco) is the source of this 1437-nucleotide messenger RNA. The record is from RefSeq and is a predicted model, not a curated record. Lineage: Eukaryota; Metazoa; Chordata; Aves; Musophagiformes; Musophagidae.